CCCGCCCCCCCCGACCCCGACCCAGCUCUUUUGUCUCGCGCAAACUAGGGUUGAGCGCCGCCGCCGUCUUCCUGGUCGACGGCGAGCUCCCACCUCUCCGCCGGCCGCACCCAUCCCCGCUCCCUAUCUCUCCACGGGAGCUCGACCCCGUCGCCCUCUCCCUCCGCGGGAGCUCAGCCACAACGACCGUCCGUCGCAGGACACUGGUCCUAUCCCAUGCCGCCGCCUGGACGCCGCGCGGGAGACUCCCGCGGCCGCCGGGAGCCGGGACGCGUUCCUCCACAACGCCGUGAUCCCGGGCUUCGCUGCCUCGGGCCUCCCUGGCAGCGCUCUGGCCGCCUACCGCUCCAUGCUGGCCGCCGUCGCGCGCCUGACCGCUUCACCUUCCCCGUCCUCCUCAAGUGCUGCGCGCGCCCAGGCUCCUCGAUGAUGGCCGCGCCGCCGAGUACCAGGCUCGGCAUAACUGUCUGAUCGCGUUCUACGCCAGGCUAAACACUGUCUCAGCAUUGUCGGGGACGCUAAGACGGUGUUCGACGGAAUGCCGGCCAGGGACAUCGUCAUGUGGAAGUCGAUCGUGGACGGAUUCGUGUCCACUAGGGCACUAGGCUCUCGCGCCGCUGGCCCUGUACUGCUUCAGGGAGAUGCACGAGGUGCGGCAUGACAGAGUCGGGAUUAUCCACCACUCUUGCCGUUUGCUUCCUGAAAUAGACGUUGAUGCAAGGGCAUGGGCUGGAGGAAGACGUCAAUGUUGGCACCUCUCUUCUUGACAUGUACUGCAAGUGUGGUGCCAUUGCUUCUGACGAAGGUGGCCGCGAUGAUUGAGGAGGUAGAGGGGAUGCUCGGCAUGCCAAUGGAGCAUCUCUGACGCGCUCCUUGAGCUGGAUUAUGGUCUGCACAGAGACAUCCACUCCAAGCUCAAGAUGCUCUUCAGCUACUUCGACAACCUCCCUCUAGUCUAAAGGAUGCCAUUUCCGAUUUUAUCCGUUCCGAUCUUUAUGGUACUUCCAACACUUGUGUUCUUGGAUUUUUUGGAUGAAACAACAUGGUACCGCAAGUGAUGUGGGUGUUUGAUGAGUUAGUGGGGGUUCUCAUUUGCCAAGCCUAAGUAACAGGCCAUUAGUGUGAUGUACUAAACAAUUUAUUGUAGUGGAUAGUUCACUCUGGAUUACUCCGAUUUAUCCAUUGUCGAACUCAUCCUUUCAAAGUACAAUUAGUAGAAGUUUAUCUCUGUUUUUCCUCUAUCUCUGAACUUUAUUUUCUAGCUACUUUUUUCUUUGUCUUGACUUAGGAUCCUUGUGAUGCAUUCAAAGAUAGUCCAUCAGUGAGAUGAUAUUUAGCCAAAACAUGUAUGAGACAAAGAGUAGGGUUGAGAAGCUUGAGAAAUUGUAUGCAAACAUGGCCUUGCAAAAAGAACCGAAGGUGCGCUUUGCCGCUUUCUAUGGCAAAUUGAAAUUUUCUUGGGUGAAGUCUAUAGUAUUUUUUGUUACUGAACCAUAUAUGUUAUGUUUAUUGUGAAAAUAAUAUAACCAGUUCACAUUUUGUGAGUAACCAAAAUCUCAAGAAAUCUAAGUUUGUAAUCUUUAUAUGAACUGGUUAGACUGUUAUGAAACGUUGCCCAAGAGUGUGACUAUAUAUGCUUUUCAGAUGCUGUGGUUGACAGGAACUGGUUCUCUUCUACAGCCGCAGUGUAGAAAGAUGGAACCCAGGAACCCCAUGCCGACAGGAGUUAUGUCUUCCCCACAUCAAAAUCCUUUUGGUUACUGUUAGUUGUGUGAGAAGUGUUUCAGAUCCUGUCAGUUAGUUCCAGCAGCAUGAUUGUUUCUAACUCAUGGACUGUAAAUUGUGGGACUAUUGUUUAUUUUUGUGACUUAGUAGUAUACAAUUGGAAUGUGAGUCUAGAUCAGGGAGUUACUGCCUUGAUUUCCUAGGACCGGAGAAUUCAGACUGCCUUUUUUUCUUAUCUGCAGGUGAAGAAGUCCGGCAAGAAUGAGAAGGCCGACAUGUCAGAGUUCACGGCGCAGUCGGACUCCAUUGGGUUUAAGAUAGUUGAGGUCACUGUGGAUGGCAACUGCUUCCUCAGAUUUUGUUCAAAUACUCAUCAUCUUGACAAAAUAGUGGGAUUUUGUGGCUUUCUAUGCUGUCUUUUAGGUCAUAUAUGACUAAUCAUUGUAGUCACUGGGGCAAUGGAUGACCAGCUGGAGGGCGACAAGGAAUGACAAAUGAAGUACUGGGAGAUGGUCGUGCAGUACAUCAUGGUUGCCCAUGGGCUAUGGCGCUUGCUAAUAAUCCUUGCCGUGUGCAAGUUGCAGAAACACUGCAAGGAGUUUGAGCCAUUCAUCGAGAAUGAGAUGUUAUUGAAUACUGUGACCGAUGAAGAAUGGAGUUGCAUCAGGCUUCUCUUGUCACGAGAAGAAACGUUUGCAUUCACAUGGUAAUUUUCUGUACAACGAUUUCCUUUCUGUACUAGAGGCAGGGUGCCAAGCCUGCUUGCUCCCGGUACAUUGUGACACGAAGCGCCGUGAGGAGGGAGGUGCUGAAUACAGCUCGUUGACGAACACCAACCGCGGCUGCGCCACUAUCGGGUGCUAGAUCUUCCACAAGCAGGACCACAAUUGCCGUUGCAGUAUGCUGCUGCCAAGCCAGGCAUACCAACCCCUGUUACUGCUGACAAGCGGGCGUACAACCUCCUUUCUGUAGGCCACGCGACCGCAUGCUCGUGAUCCCCCUCCUCACACACACACAGAAACCAUUUUGCAGACAACUGUCAAAUUGAUUCUUCAAGGUCGGCCAGAGGAACUUUUAUCGCUGCUUCUUAUGCCUUGCAAAAAUAUGUAAGCAAGCACAUGGAAUUGUACUGUACCAUUUUAGCUCGCAGUGUUUCAGGGUACCAUUGUCCUUAAGGAAAUGUUGAUGAGUAGAUAUAUCAACUUGCCAGACAUGUGUAAAUAACUUCCCAACUUUUUGACACGACAGAAGUAUGACUGGUAUAUGUGUCUGAUCUGAUACCCACACACCUGCCCAACAUCACUAUAAAUGAUAAAAUGUAGGUAGGUAGGUAAAGUCUUGUAGCUAAUAGGAGUUAUAUCCAUGAGUGUUUGGCUCAUGUUGUAGUGAUAUGGCGAUUCUGUAGUACAAAGUACAAACAACAUAUUGUUUAGUGUUGGAACUGUCACACAAUCAUUAACCCACUUACUGGAAACCAACUUGUGUACAGUCUCACCAACUUACUCUAAAAGACAAACUGAUGGAUGCAGGUUGGGCUUGAUCUGAGAAGAGCUCUUGGCUCCCACCUAUUACCGUCCACUACUGCAUGAGUAUAUAAAUUGCUGCAUUUAACUAACACCAGGGUAAGCGUAUAUACUAAGUCGGUCAAGGAUCUUUCCAGUGUGCAUGGCUGCAUGCCUCAAGAUAUGCCUAGGGGACCAUACAAAAGUAUGCCGUGCCUGAUCUCACAGUGUCAAGCUAACACUAUCCACUAGUAGUGGGAAACUUAACAGUGGGUUCACUUUGAUUGCCUAUGGCACUGCAGCUCACCCUUAUUUUGUCACUGGAGAUAUCUAUACGCUCAGGAUAGGCACCACAAUCGAGACAAUAGUUCAGAUACUUGAGCACUCCCUUUGUUUCACUGUAACCAUUACAUGAUUCAAGCAUCUUCUUUUCUUAACAAUUGUCCAUGGAGAUAAUCAUGAGUGUAAUCAAAUGCAAUGUUUCCACUCUCUAUUUCUACUUUUAGUGUUUUGGAAGAGCUUAAGUGGUCGUAGCAAGUCAUUUUAUAGGGGCAUGUAUCGGUCAUUUCUCUUAGGUUAGUACUUCUUGGUCAGUGGGCAUGGUGGGAUGAUGACAAAUAUAGGGAGGUGAAUUUGAAUAUUACUUUUCAGCUAACCUUUAUAAUCAUUGAUAUGAUCUCUAUGAAAUAAAGCAUCAGAUAGAAGUUUUUAUAAUUAAGUAAAAAGUAAAAGAGUAGUAGUAACUAAAUAGUUGUAGGGUUUAACCUUCAAAUUUUAAGAAGAUGGAAACCCUAAGGAAAGGUCUACUUUGGUGCCUUAACUAUUAUUGUCUCAGUUUAAUUUGCACCGCAGACUCCAAAACCAUCUAAUGUGCACCCUCAGAUAUGAACCCUUUCUGAUUAUAUCCCAGGGAAGUAUUUGUGCAUGGUUUGAUGUGGUGUGGCAUUCAUGUCAAAGUAUUUUGCCACCUCAUUCCCUGUUAGGUGGUUUUGUGUGACAUGGCAUCCAUGUCAAGCUAGGAACACCAGGAACAAACAGAAGCAGACUGAGGUGGGGGUGGGAGAAAAACAGAGGUUCCAUUUUCCCCCAAUAUUUAAUAUGUGGGGUCUACUGCUCAGUGGAGAAAGACUUAUUGCCAGCCAUGCCAAGUAACGCUUGUGAAGCCAAAUUUGGAACAUCCCGAUUAUAAGGAAAAGGCGACAAACUAGUGUGAACUGUACGCAAUGACCUUUGUAAUUUUGCGCUGAGCAAUAGCUGUCACUGGCGUUACAACCUUUUGCUAUAUAAUAGUCACAUCCAUCUCCUUUUGGGACACCGGUCCGGAAGGAAGCCAUAGUUCGAAGCUUCGAACCCGGUUGUGAUGGAGGUGGUCUUUGAUGGAGGAGGAGGUGCUGGCGGUGCCAACAACUGGAGGUCCCAAAUCAGGGAAGAGUUUCGCAAGUCUCGUAUCUCAGAACUAUCAGAGGCUCUGAUGCAAGCACUGUCGCCAGACGAGCCCGAGACAUUGACUGAUCUUCUGAAUGUUGCUGUCAGAUUAGAGAGAAUGAUUUUCAUAGUAGCUGUUAGCGAGGUUGAUUAUAAUUAUAAGCUGUAUACGAGAUUGGAUCAUUUAGAGGAUGAUCAUUUUGAGGACAUAUCAUCAGAUAAUCAUUUUGAGGACAUUUCAUCAGAUGAUCAUUUUGAGGACAUCUCAUCGGAUGAUCAUUUUGAGGAAAUUUCAUCAGAUUAUCAAAUGCUUGAACCCUCAACUGCGACGCUUCUGCGAGGAAUUUUUAGUGAUCCACAGAAUCAAAGCAUUCAGGUACAGAGCAACCUCCAGAGGGUGCUAUCUGGUGAUAAUACAAAAGCAACAGGAAAUGAAGAGAAGCCUUGCUGUGAUGACAAUGAUAGGAUUAGCGUCCUUCAUGAGAGCAUACUCCAUUGUAUCAUGUCCUUCAUGCCAGCACAGGACGUUGUACGCACAAGCAUGCUAUUCCGAAGAUCGCCCCCAUUAUGGACUUCAGCGCCAUGCCUUGAUAUCGAUAUUGAUCACUUUGAUAUGGACAGAGUAAAGUUCAACAAGUUUGCAAAAAGUUUGUUUGAGCGGCGGGGUAAUGCUAAUACAUUGGACAAACUCCGCCUUCACUCUUUUGCAAUUGAUGCAGCCAAGUAUUGGAUCGGUGAUGCUAUCAGACUUCAUGAAGUUAAAUCGAUUGAUUUCACUGAAAAUACAAGAUGGGAAGCUUUUUACUUAGAUCCUAAAGCUAUCAACUUUAGCUCUAAAUAUCUGCGAACUGUGAAGCUCACUAAUGUUAUAAUAGUCGCAUCUGUCUUUGAUCAGCUCAGCCGUGAAUGCACGUCUUUGGAAAAUCUGCAGUUGGCAGACAGCACUCUUUAUUGUCCUGAGAUUUCAUCAAGUUCAUUGAAGACUCUGGAAAUAAUAAACUGCUUAGUUUUGAAUCAUCUUCUGAUUCGUACUGGCAAGCUGGUCUCGCUAUGCUUCAAGGACACUCGAUGCAGGUGCACUCCAAAAUACAUAGUUCGAACUACAUCAGCAGUAAUCCUAUGUGAUCUUUCAAACGCCAAGAGCAUAGAACUGCCAACACCAGUGAGACAUGUCGCAUUCGAUAGAAUGACUCCAAGGUGCUCAAUGUUCAUCAGUCUGACAAGUCUCAUUCUUGGUGAAUGGUGUCUUUCCAACAAAUUUGCUCCUCUAGCUUGCUUCCUCGAGCACUCUCCUAUGCUUGAGAAUCUUGAUCUGAAGCUCAAGUUUGACUGUGAAGAGCAAAAGCAGCCGCUUCAAAUGGCUGAGGGAAUAUCAUUCCAAGCCAAAAGCCUUAAGAAGGUAACGAUCCACUGCGCCGAAGAGGAGGACAGGCUUACCGUGUUGAAGGCUAUACUGCUUGCCAAUGCAAGAUGUGUCAAGCACAUCGAUGUCAAGACGUACUAGGAUGCUGCGCCAAGCGUUCUUCUGCAUAUGGAAUGCAUCUUUGCAUAGGGCUUUCGCUGUGUGACAUGUGUGAGACCCGAUGUAGCUAGAGAUUUGGUUGUUGAAUGUUGUGUUACAUGGACCUGUAAACAUUUACCGCUGUAAGACUUGUGGGAAACUUGCUUGCUACCAUUUAUCUAGGUUGAUCGAUGAACAUUACAGCUCA
Messenger RNA from Triticum urartu, 6361 nucleotides. RefSeq lists its product as uncharacterized. Gene Ontology annotation, biological process: regulation of DNA-templated transcription. NCBI's taxonomy places the organism in Eukaryota, Viridiplantae, Streptophyta, Magnoliopsida, Poales, Poaceae. The record is from RefSeq and is a predicted model, not a curated record. Gene Ontology annotation, molecular function: transcription coregulator activity; protein binding.